UACCUUCCAAUUCGACAGAGGGGGAGUCUGUGGUAAGGUGGCGUAUCGUCUCUCUCUGCGCCGCCCCCCCCCCUCUCCUCGCCGUUUCGUGUGGAAAAGAGGGACAGAAAAAAAAACCGCUUUUACCUUAUUUUAAUAAGGUUUUCCCCGGUUUCGGAUGAGGGGUAGCAGACACCGAGGCACGAUCCGCGGAGAUGGAGCUAAGGGAUAUUUAACAUCAAACAUGGACACUACAGGCUCCCCGCGAUGACUGUGCUCUUAACCCCGGCGCUGUGAGGAGAUCUGCCUCGUGGACACAAUUUAGAAGCAUUGGCCCUUCUUUAUCCUUUCCUUCCCCUUAACCCCUUCCCUUCCACACCCUCCGCCAGUCCUCGCCACCCACGCAACGGCUUUCCUGUAGAUACUUCUUCCUCUUGCAUAACACGGGAACGUUAGCAUUCUGAUCACUGACCAUGCGGAUUGGGAAUUAGUGAGAGAAGAGAGCAAAGACAUACAAAGAGGGAGAUAAAAAAAGAGGCAAUAAACAGAGGGAUCAAUGGAAUGAUAUUUUUGGAAAAACUGAAGAUGUAAAGAUUUAUAUUUUGUACAUUAAACUUUUAGUAGAAGCUCAUAAACAACCCAAGGCACGAAAAACAGACAUUCUGCACGCACAAUCCGCUGUUUAGUUUUCUUUAUUAAUUCGACACUCAUACACGCCACGGUCUCAUGAUGAUGUGCGAGGUGAUGCCCACCAUUUCUGAGGAUGGGCGAAGUGGGACUGGUGGGGGACCCUCCUCACCUGCCGGGGCAGGGGUCGGUGGCCCUGGAAGUGCGGUGGGAGGAGGGGGCUUCAGAGGUGGGGAGCCCAGAAGUGGAGGGGAUGAAGGAGGCAGCACGGGGAACCUGGAGUCCUUAAUGGUCAACAUGCUAACAGAGAGGGAGAGGCUGCUGGAGAACCUGAGGGAGACACAGGAUUGCCUGGGGACAGCUCAGCUACGCCUCCGGGAGCUCGGACACGAGAAGGAGUCACUUCAACGACAGCUAUCUAUCGCUCUGCCACAGGAGUUUGCUGUGUUGACUAAAGAGCUGAACGUUUGCCGGGAGCAGCUUCUGGAGAGGGAGGAGGAGAUUGCUGAGCUCAAGGCGGAGAGAAACAACACACGUUUGUUGCUGGAACACCUCGAGUGUCUGGUGUCUCGCCAUGAGCGUAGUCUGAGGAUGACGGUGGUGAAAAGACAAGCCCAGUCCCCAGCGGGGGUCUCAAGUGAGGUGGAAGUCCUCAAGGCCCUCAAGUCUCUGUUUGAGCACCACAAGGCCCUAGAUGAGAAGGUUCGAGAGAGGCUCCGUGUGGCCCUCGAGAGGGUGUCCAUGUUAGAGGAUCAACUCGCAGCGUCUUCUCAAGAGGUAAUCUCUUUAAGAGACCAAAUUAAAAGACGUCAACAAGGGGUGGACGGCGGGAAAGAUCGACUACCAAAUGGUCCCUCCACUGGCCUGGAGGAUAGCGAGCUGGAAAGACAGCGAGAAGGAGAGAUAGAGCGGCAGAGAGCUGAACUGUCCCAGCUCAGAGAGAGGCUGGCCCUCAUGUGCCGGCAGGUUGGGGAAAUAGAGGAACAGCUUGCGGCAGCCAGGAGGGAGGUGACGAAGUCGGAGGAGGCCAAUCAGAAGCUCCAACGGGAAGUGAAAGAGGCCCUUUGCCAAAGGGAGGACAUGGAGGAAAGGAUAACAACACUAGAACGCAGGUACCUCAGCGCCCAGAGGGAGGCGACUUCUCUCCAUGAUAUCAAAGACAAGCUGGAAAAUGAGCUGGCCAGCAAGGAAUCCCUGCACAGACAGAGUGAAGAGAAGAACAGACAGCUACAGGAACGUCUGGAUGAGGCCAAGCAGAAGCUCCAGCAGACUCUACAGAGGGCAGAGACGCUGCCUGAGAUCGAGGCCCAGCUGGCACAAAGAGUUGCUGCUCUCAACAAGGCAGAGGAACGCCAUGGGAACUUUGAGGAGCGACUACGACAAAUGGAAGCUCAACUCGAGGAGAAGAACCAAGAGCUUCAGAGGGCGAGGCAAAGGGAGAAGAUGAAUGACGAACACAACAAACGCCUCUCAGAUACAGUGGACAAGCUUCUGUCUGAGUCCAAUGAGAGGCUGCAGCUUCACCUCAAAGAGAGGAUGGCAGCACUGGAGGAGAAGAAUGCUCUCUCAGAGGAACUUUCCAAUAUGAAGAAAAUCCAAGAUGAUCUUCUGGCUAAUAAGGAACAGCUCCUUGCUGAGCUGGAGCGAAUCCAACUGGAGCUGGAUCAGCUGAGAGGCAGACCUGGCUCUUCUUACUCAAGGGCGGGCAGUGUGAGCUCACUUCCCUCCACCCUUUUUCGGAGAUCUCUUCCAGGGAGUGCCUCAGAGCUGCGUUACCCUCAGGGUGGAGGCUCCCUCCCAGCUGGCUACAGCAGCUCCUCUAGUGGGGUGGUGGUCAGGAGGACACACCGUGGCCGGUGGGGGGGUGGCGAUUGGGAUAACGGCUCUAUGAUGGGUCUUGGGUAUGAUGGGGGAGUGGACGGAGUCUGCUCUGAUGAUGAGGACGACAGGGAGACUCAGGUUGGAUUAGACCUGCUCUCCCCCAGCGGACAGACAGAUGUACAGACUUUGGCCAUCAUGCUACAGGAGCAGCUGGAGGCAAUCAACAAGGAGAUUAAGCUCAUUCAGGAAGAGAAGGAGAGCACAGAGCUGAGGGCAGAAGAGAUAGAGAGCCGGGUCAGCAGCGUGGCCCUGGAUGCCUCUCCUCUUCCACCUUCCUCGCUGGGAGGUCGGGACAGUGUUGGGAGGGGCUACAUGACUCCCUCCAUCACCUCCUCCACGUUGGCGUCUCCUUCACCACCCAGUUCGGGACAUUCCACGCCUCGCCUGCCACAUUCCCCUGCCAGGGAAUCUGACAGACAGAACAGCAAAGAGGGUGAAGAGUGCAGAGCUCUUGCCCUGAUCGACUCCAACCCUUCUAUUCCUCGAGCCCUACGCUUGGACAGGAUGACACAUACUCACCCAGGGGCAGGACUAGACGACCACCGUGAAUUUCGCAGCCUCUCUGCUGAUGGUGCCAUCACUGCUAGCCAGGAUUCCCUCCACAAAGCCAGCAAAAAGAAAAGCAUUAAGUCGUCCAUUGGUCGUCUCUUUGGCAAAAAGGAAAAGGGGCGGAUCGGUGCACCUGGUCGCGAAUCAUCCUCUCUGGCCUCAACCCCCUCUGAUGACCUGGGUUCAGCUGACCCCUUAGGCCUGACCAAACUUGGGACUGGAACAGUGGAAAAAGAUCGCCGCAGCAAAAAGAAGCACGACCUAUUGGAGGAAGCCUGUCGUCAAGGUCUGCCUUUCGCCUCAUGGGAUGGCCCGACUGUUGUCACAUGGCUGGAGCUGUGGGUCGGGAUGCCGGCUUGGUACGUCGCAGCCUGUCGUGCCAACGUCAAGAGCGGUGCCAUUAUGGCUAACCUGUCGGACACAGAGAUCCAGAGGGAGAUUGGCAUCAGCAACCCUCUGCACAGGCUCAAACUGCGCCUGGCCAUCCAGGAAAUGGUCUCCCUCACUAGUCCGUCUGCACCUGCAAGCACUCGCUCUUCGACCAGUAAUAUUUGGAUGACACAUGCUGAGAUGGAGUCUCUAACUGCUGCCACCAAACCAGAGCAGAAAGAGUUCAGCUGGGACCAGAUCCUGGCCUAUGGAGACAUGAACCACGAGUGGGUGGGAAACGAGUGGUUGCCCAGCCUGGGUCUGCCACAGUACCGUUCCUACUUCAUGGAGUCCCUGGUGGAUGCCCGAAUGCUCGAUCACCUCACCAAGAAAGAACUGAGGGGCCAGCUGAAGAUGGUGGACAGUUUCCACAGGGUGAGUCUUCACUACGGCAUCAUGUGCCUGAAGCGCUUGAACUAUGACAGGAAGGAGCUGGAGAGGAGGAGGGAUGAAAGUCAGCACCAUAACCAAGAUGUCAUGGUUUGGUCCAAUGAGCGAGUGAUGUGCUGGGUGCAGUCUAUAGGGCUGAAGGAGUUUGCAGACAAUCUGUUAGAAAGCGGAGUGCACGGCUCUCUGCUGGCUCUUGAUGACACCUUUGACUACACGGACUUAGCGCUCCUGCUCCAGAUACCCAAUCAGAACACACAGGCGAGGCAGGUCCUGGAGAAGGAGUACAAUGCUCUCAUCUCGAUGGGAACAGAGAGGAGGCCCGAUGAGGACGGCACCAAAACAUUCACGCGUUCACCGUCAUGGAGGAAGAUGUUCAGGGAGAAGGACCUCCGCGGAAUGACCGCCGACUCCUCAGAAACAUUACCUGCCAACUUCCGUGCCUCUGCCAUCGCGACGCCCUCCGUCACCCUGAGGAAAGUCCAGAGCGAAGUGAACUCUGGUCCAAGAGGAGAGUCUGCGUCUGUGAGGACAUAUUCUUGCUAAAAGACAAGCACACCAGAAACCCUCCUCCUAUUUCCUAAUCCAAGGAGAAAAAAAAUUGUGGACGCAAAGUAAGCAUCAAAAUCAAACAUGGACUCUAAAAGAUGACCGACAUUCGAGGCCAGCGCCUUGAAGAAUCAAAGACACUGAGUGAAUGCUUUCUAAAAAGAUGAUAAAAUAAUGAGUGAAUGUCCGUUCAUCCAUCUCUCUCUCUCUCUCUCUCUCUCUCUCUCUCUCUCUCUCUCUCACUCCAUCAUUCAUCCAUAGUUGUGGCAUGAUGCUGUUUGACUCUGUAGAAAGUGGCCUGUAGAAAGUGACCAUCGCCUAUUGUGAAUUCAUCUUCUGUUUUUUGAGAGUGAGAUGGCACUAUUGACACAAAAGGAUUUAUAGUUUUUAAAUCAGAGAAUGCAUUCCUGUUCAUUUAAAGAGAACGACACCCCUGACACGCAUCCUCGCAGGCGAUUUAGACUGAUGAUAGAACAUACUCUGCCUAGCAACAACAAGAAGAAAAAAAAACAGUCAGGUUUUGGGCGAGGGAGCUUCAAAGGGAGAGUAAAAGUGUACACACGGGGGGGAAAAAAGUAUGUUCUUAAGCCAUAACAGACAUGAGAUGCACAAAUGUGAAUAAGACAGACAAUGAGACAAUUAGCAAAGUGCUUUUACAACAAAAUCCAGUUCAAACCGGAUUAAAAAAAAGAGUUAAGCAUUUGUGUUAAUAUGCAUGCCAAAAUCAACCAUUUUAGAGUGAACGUCAUGAUAUCAAUCAUCUAAUGAUGUGAACGCCUGGGGACUUUGUAAAAUGUGUGUAUUUUGUUUUUAUCAUUUUUUAUGAUAACUGCUAUUGUAUGUAUGUAUGUACAGUAUGUAUGUGUGUGUGUGUAUUAAACUGUACGUUCAUUUCAUACUUAGUUUAAAGACUGACUGUAAGUUCAUUUUGAGGUUGAAAAAGGAAAUAUGUUUUAAAUUAUGGACAUUUAAGAUAUGCUACUUGUAUGUGUACAUUUUGAGAAAAAACAAAAAAACAAAUUGUGUUAUGAUUUAAAUUCAUAUUAUUGGAGAGUAGUGAUGAUAAUUGAAUAUAAUAUGAUAAUAAUUAUGAUGAUACUGAUUGUAAAAGCUGUAAUUAAAAAAACAUACCUGUAAAA
Molecule: messenger RNA, 5540 nt
Organism: Labrus bergylta (ballan wrasse)
Lineage: Eukaryota; Metazoa; Chordata; Actinopteri; Labriformes; Labridae
Product: liprin-alpha-3
Biological process (GO): synapse organization
Cellular component (GO): presynaptic active zone
Molecular function (GO): protein binding
Source: RefSeq, a predicted model, not a curated record